Mycena indigotica is the source of this 2631-nucleotide messenger RNA. RefSeq names its product Alpha-1,4 glucan phosphorylase. Bases 22 to 2631 code for a protein of 869 amino acids. NCBI's taxonomy places the organism in Eukaryota, Fungi, Basidiomycota, Agaricomycetes, Agaricales, Mycenaceae. The record is from RefSeq and is a predicted model, not a curated record. Gene Ontology annotation, molecular function: pyridoxal phosphate binding; glycogen phosphorylase activity. Gene Ontology annotation, cellular component: cytoplasm. Gene Ontology annotation, biological process: glycogen catabolic process. The transcript is spliced from 24 exons.
AGUGGCUUGUCUCGAACCACCAUGAGCAACUUCAUCGAUACCAAAACUAUCGGUCAACCCAAACCUCGUCCACGUCGCCAUGUCCGUACCUUGACUGGCUAUCUUCCUGAGACCGACGCGUCGGGCAAAGAGAAAUGGCCCUUGGGGGACGAAAAGACUUGGAAGUCUGCUCUUCGUGGUGUUGAAGCCGAUGUCGAGUCGCUCACCAAGUCCAUCGUCAAUCACGUCCAAACUUCCCUCUCAAGACAGCCUUACAAUCUCGAUAAACUCGGCGCGUAUCAGGCAACGGCGCUCUCUGUCCGCGAUAACCUUCUAGUCAAUUGGAAUGAGACUUCGCUACAGUACACACGCAAAGCACCUAAACGUGCCUAUUAUCUGAGUCUCGAGUUUCUCAUGGGGAAGACACUAGACAAUGCCCUUCUCAACCUCAAUCUCAAGACAGAGUACACGAAAGGACUAGAGAAACUCGGCUUCAAUAUGGAGGAUCUUCUCGAAGAGGAGCGCGAUGCAGGCUUGGGAAACGGUGGUCUCGGCCGAUUGGCCGCGUGCUACUUGGACUCUGGUGCUAGUCAAGAGCUUCCGUUGUGGGGAUAUGGCCUCAGGUACAAGUAUGGUAUAUUCCAGCAGCUUAUCUCGCCUGAAGGAAAUCAAUUGGAAGCUCCCGAUCCAUGGCUGGACAACCAGAACCCUUGGGAACUUCCUCGUCUUGAUGUGUCCUACGAAGUGCGCUUUUAUGGCCAGGCCGAACGCGUCCAUGGCACAUCAAGGGCUGUUUGGCAUGGUGGCCAAGAGGUUUUGGCCGUCGCAUACGAUGUAAUGGUUCCUGGAUUUGCGCCGACAAAGACCACAAACAAUCUUCGUUUGUGGGAGAGUAAGCCGAAGCGUGGUUUCGAUCUCAAUUCUUUCAAUGCCGGAAACUAUGAGGGAGCCGUUGAAGCGAGCAACAGUGCUGCUGCCAUCACCAGUGUUCUCUAUCCAAAUGAUCACACCACAUUUGGGAAGGAACUUCGUCUUAAACAACAAUAUUUCUGGACCGCGGCUAGUCUCGCAGAUAUCAUCCGCCGGUUCAAAAAUAUAGGCAAACCUAUCACCGACUUCCCUGACUACGUUGCUAUCCAACUGAAUGAUACGCACCCAACGCUUGCAAUCCCCGAGCUUAUGCGUAUACUCUUGGACGAAGAGGAGCUUCCAUGGAACACGGCAUGGCAAAUCGUCACUAAUACCUUCUUCUACACAAACCACACUGUUCUACCCGAAGCACUCGAAAAAUGGCCAGUGCCUCUGUUGGAACACCUUCUUCCAAGACACCUUCAGAUUAUCUAUGAUAUCAACCUGAUUUUCCUGCAGUCUGUAGAGAAAAAAUACCCCGGCGAUCGCGAUCGCUUGGGUCGAAUGAGUCUCAUCGAAGAGGGCUUCCCGAAGCACGUCCGAAUGGCAUUCCUCGCAUGCAUUGGUUCAAGAAAAGUGAAUGGGGUGGCCGAGCUUCAUAGCGACUUGGUGAAGACCACCAUCCUCAAGGACUUUGUCGAGUUCGAAGGCGUCAGUAAGUUCGGAAAUGUUACCAACGGCAUUACUCCUCGCAGAUGGCUCGACCAAUGCAAUCCCGAACUGAGUUCGCUCAUUUCCCGGACUCUCGGAGUAGACAAGGCGGUGUGGCUCAAGAACCUCACAAUGCUUGAGAAGAUAUUGCCACAUGCCGACAAGGCUGCAUUCCGUGAAGAGUGGGCUGAUAUCAAGAAACGUAACAAGGAGCGGCUGGCGCACCAUUUACAGGUCACCUUGGGCUUCCAAGUUAACACAAACGCCAUGUUUGAUGUGCAGAUCAAGCGUCUCCACGAAUAUAAGCGGCAAACGCUCAACAUCUUGGGUGUUGUUCACCGAUACCUCACGCUGAAAGCGAUGAGUCCAGCAGAAAGAAAGAAAGUCAAUUCACGAGCUGUCUUCUUUGCUGGCAAAGCUGCACCAGCCUACUACAUCGCCAAAUUGACCAUCCGCCUUAUCGUAAACGUUGCCAAGGUCAUCAAUGCCGAUCCAGAGACCAAAGACUACCUGUCGCUUUACUUCGUCCCCGACUACUCCGUUUCUUUGGCAGAACUGCUUAUUCCUGCGUCUGAUAUCAGCCAACAUAUUUCAACUGCUGGAACCGAGGCGUCUGGAACCUCAAACAUGAAGUUCUGCCUGAAUGGUGGUCUCCUUCUUGGUACUGUCGAUGGCGCAAAUAUCGAAAUUGCAGAGGAAGUUGGAGAGAACAACGUCUUUUUCUUCGGGCAUUUGACUCCCGCCGUUGAAGACCUUCGUUAUCAACACACAUAUCAUCCCGUUCCUCUAGAAGAGAAAUGUCCAGCGUUGGCGCAUGUCCUGAACCAGAUCUCUGGCGGGCUUUUUGGCGACGCUGACAUCUACGAACCUUUGCUCAACACGAUUAGACAAGGAGACUAUUACUUAUUGAGCGAAGACUUUGAUUCUUACAUCGCGGCCCAAGCGAUGGUCGACACGGCAUAUGCUGACCGUGAAGAGUGGAUCCGGAAAUCCAUCUCCACCACAGCAAAGAUGGGGAAGUUCAGCUCGGAUCGAGCCAUCAAUGAGUACGCAGAAAGUUAUUGGAACAUCGAGCCAGUGCACAUCGAGUAA